GCAAUCAACCAACCCACCAUGCCCUCAGCAGCCCACAACCUCCUCAUCCACCUCCUCAUCUCCAUUUCCACCGUUGGUUCCACCCUCUCACCUUCCCCUUCCCUCACCUUCCUCCCCUCCCAAACCCAUGCUGCCGCCGUCGACUUCGGCUCCACCACCCAUUCCCUCCCCCUCGCCGUCCUCCUCCCCUCCUCCCCCUCCCAAAUCUCCUCCCUCAUCCUCUCCGCCCUCCUCUCCCCCCCCCCCCCCCCCCAAACCUCCUCCCUCACCCUCUCCGCCCUCCUCUCCUCCCCGCCCCUCUCCGUAUCCCCUCGCGGUCACGGCCAUUCCCUCCACGGCCAGGCCGGCGCUCCCGGCGGCGUUGUCAUCUCCAUGACCGGCGGAGGCGGAAGGCGCAGAAUGUCACCUCCGGCAAACUCGAUCGCCGGAAAUAUGUACGUGGAUGUGUGGGGAGGAGAAUUGUGGAUCGAUGUGCUGAAUUGGACGCUGAAGAAUGGCGGAUUGGCGCCGCGUUCGUGGACGGAUUAUUUGUAUCUCUCGGUGGGAGGAACUCUGUCCAACGCAGGGGUCAGCGGGCAGGCUUUUCACCAUGGACCGCAGAUCAGUAACGUGUUUGAGCUCGAUGUGGUUACUGGGAAGGGAGAGUUAGUAACUUGCUCACUGGCAGAGAAUGCAGAGCUUUUCCAUGCUGUUCUUGGUGGCUUGGGGCAGUUCGGAAUCAUAACCAGAGCAAGGAUUGCCCUUGAGCCCGCUCCACAAAGGGUUAGAUGGAUCCGAGUUCUUUACUCGAACUUCACCUCCUUCACAAGGGACCAGGAGCGGCUCAUCUCGCUCCAUAACCAACAAAGGUUCGACUACAUCGAAGGUUUUGUCAUUGCCGAAGAAGGCCUUAUCAACAAUUGGAGAUCCUCCUUCUUCUCCCCUUCCAAUCCCCCCGUGACCCUUAGCUCCAUCGGCGGCCGCCAGGGAGCCGUUCUCUAUUGCCUUGAACUCACCAAGAACUACCACCACUCUUCCUCCGACUCUAUCGAUGAGGAAGUGGAGGCUCUGCUGAGGGAACUGGACUUCAUACGGGGUUCGGUUUUCACAACGGACUUGGCUUACGUUGAUUUCCUGGACCGGGUUCACAAGGCCGAACUGAAGCUGAGGGCUAAGGGGCUGUGGGAGGUCCCGCAUCCCUGGCUCAACAUUUUUGUGCCCGCGUCCCGCAUAGAGGAAUUUGAUCGUGGGGUCUUCCGGGGCAUUCUUGGAAAUAACACCAGUGGCCCAAUUCUCAUUUAUCCCAUGAACAAGGACAGGUGGGAUGAGAGGAGCUCAGUGGUCCUGCCGGACGAGGACAUUUUCUAUCUCGUGGCCCUCUUGAGGUCCGUCGUGCCGGGUUCCGACGAUCCGAGUAAGACUUUGGAGUACCUCUCUGAUCAAAAUAGAAAAAUUCUCGAGUUCUCAGAGUCGGCGGGCAUCGGCGCGAAACAAUACCUUCCUAGUCACCGCGGGCCGGCCGAGUGGGAGCGCCACUUCGGGCCAGCCCGGUGGGAGAGGUUUCUACGUCGAAAAGCUGAGUUCGACCCGAGCUGUCUCCUCGGGACGGGUCAAAGUAUCUUUCACCCUUCAUCUUGUCCAUUCUCUUCCUUUUUGUCCCCCACAUGAAUCAAUAGUAAGAGAUUUUGGAGGGAAGUAGCAAUAGGAAGAUGGCGGGCCGGGCUGCCUUUUGGGUGAAAGCUAUAAAGGAGAAGAGGAUUGAUUCACGAUUGAUGGGAGGUGGAAAGGAAGGCAUGUUGAUGUGUUAUUGAUGAACAGAACAAAAACAAAGAAGUGAGAAAGAAAGUGGUGGGGACCUUCAUGAAGAGGAUGUGGGCACAUGAUGAGCUGCAUGAAAAGGAAGAAUUUCAGGAUCUUAUCAAGCAAAAAAGGUGUUUGAUUUCACUUUACAGAAGACAAUAUAU
Messenger RNA from Phalaenopsis equestris, 1943 nucleotides. Its product is annotated as cytokinin dehydrogenase 5. The record is from RefSeq and is a predicted model, not a curated record. Gene Ontology annotation, molecular function: cytokinin dehydrogenase activity; FAD binding. The coding region runs from base 19 to 1647 and encodes 542 amino acids. Gene Ontology annotation, biological process: cytokinin metabolic process. The transcript is spliced from 5 exons. Lineage: Eukaryota; Viridiplantae; Streptophyta; Magnoliopsida; Asparagales; Orchidaceae.